Nelumbo nucifera (sacred lotus) is the source of this 1245-nucleotide messenger RNA. RefSeq names its product heavy metal-associated isoprenylated plant protein 3-like. NCBI's taxonomy places the organism in Eukaryota, Viridiplantae, Streptophyta, Magnoliopsida, Proteales, Nelumbonaceae. Gene Ontology annotation, molecular function: metal ion binding. The record is from RefSeq and is a predicted model, not a curated record.
CUGUCUUCUAUUUAUUGUCCUCCGCCUCUGCGGUGCGGAUUCACAUCGAUUCUUGUUCCUGAGAGUGAGAGCAACAUUGGUGGGAGGCAACGGAGAAGCAGCGAUGGGUGAGAAGGAGAACAAGAAUGAGGGCAAGAAGAAGAACGGCGAUAAGAAGGCCGAGGGUGGGAAGAAGGACGAUGGUACGAUUACCGUGGUUUUGAAGGUUGAUAUGCACUGUGAAGGUUGUGCAAUGAAAGUCAAGAAAUCUGUCAAGGGUUUCGAAGGUGUUGAAGACGUGAAGGGAGACUUCAACAGCAACAAGCUAACCGUAAUAGGGAAGGUAGAUCCAGUGAAACUUCGAGAGAGAGUAGAACAGAAGACGAAGAAGAAGGUGGAGCUCAUCUCCCCGAUACCCAAGAAGGGAGAUAAGAAGGCAGAAGAUAAGAAGGAAGAGAAGAACGAGAAGAAAAAGGAAGAGGGGAAGAGCAAAGAGCCACCUGUGACGACAGUUGUUCUGAAGAUCAGAUUGCACUGUGAAGGAUGCAUCCAGAAAAUACGACGUAUCACCUCCAAGUACAAAGGGGUUCAAACUGUGGGAAUCGACUUGGCAAAGGACCUGGUAACAGUGAAGGGGACGAUGGACGUGAAAGCCAUGACACCUUACCUAAAAGAGAAGCUUAAAAGAAGCGUAGACGUUGUUCCGGCGAAAAAAGAUGAUGGAGGCGGUAAAGACAAGGAGGGCGGCGGGAAGAAGAAAGAGGGUGGCGGAGAAGGGGAGAAGAAAGAGAAGGGUGGAGGAGGCGAGAAGAAAGAGGGUGACGGCAAAGGUGCCGGAGGCGGAGGGAAGAAGGAGGAUGCUGGGAAACCGGUGGCCGAAAACAGGAUGGACUAUUACGGCCCCAACUAUGUGGUGGACUACGUUUACCCGCCGCAGCUUUUCAGCGACGAAAAUCCGAAUGCCUGCUCCAUAAUGUAAGAACCAAAGAAGAAAGCAAAGCCUGGUAAAACUAAAAAGCUAAGAGAGGGAGAGAGAUAACUUGAAAAAAAAAAGCGAUGUAAAUAAAAGAUAUAUUAUAUAUACGGGAGGAAGAGUACAUAUACUAGAGAAGGGGAUCGAUGGAAACGGCUUUUGCUGUUGGAGAUGUUUAUAGGUUUACCCGGGCCGGAGUCGGUCGGGUUCUCGGUAGUUCGUAGCUUUUGGUUCGUCCUCUGUAUUUUCCAAUUGCUUAUUUAGUUUUGGUUAAUUCAAUUUUGUUUUGUGAA